UUCAUUCAGACUCUCACUGAAGCUCCUCUGAGAAGAAACAAUGACAGAAUCUGAGUUAUAUGUUGAAUAUAAAGGAGUUUUCCUUCCUAAACAUCUGCAUCCUCCCGACAGUCUGAAGUACUACGAGGAUUUUACUUUCCGACCAGAUGACGUCCUCAUUGUCACCUACCCCAAAUCUGGCACCACAUGGUUGCAGGAGAUCGUUCCACUCAUCCUCAGUGGGGGAGACCUCACCCCCGUGCAGACUAUACCGAACUGGGAUCGGGUUCCAUGGCUGGAGGUGCACCGGGCCAAGAUACUGAACCCGGAGCAAAGGUCGUCACCACGCGCCUUCGCAACCCACUACCAUUACAACAUGAUGAACGAGUCCUUCCUAAAAGUCAAACCAAAGGUCGUUUAUGUGAUGCGAAACCCUAAGGACGUCUUUACAUCCUCCUUCCACUACUACGGAAUGGCUUCGUAUCUGGUGAAUCCAGGCACCGCCGACGAGUUCCUGGAAAAGUUUCUCAGUGGAAAAAUGUGA
Messenger RNA from Trichomycterus rosablanca, 523 nucleotides. RefSeq names its product sulfotransferase 2B1-like. Lineage: Eukaryota; Metazoa; Chordata; Actinopteri; Siluriformes; Trichomycteridae. The transcript is spliced from 4 exons. Gene Ontology annotation, biological process: sulfation. The record is from RefSeq and is a predicted model, not a curated record. Gene Ontology annotation, molecular function: sulfotransferase activity. Gene Ontology annotation, cellular component: cytoplasm. The coding region runs from base 41 to 523 and encodes 160 amino acids.